This is a messenger RNA of Lutzomyia longipalpis, 1363 nucleotides long. Its product is annotated as G patch domain-containing protein 11. Bases 66 to 860 code for a protein of 264 amino acids. Gene Ontology annotation, cellular component: kinetochore. The record is from RefSeq and is a predicted model, not a curated record. The transcript has 4 exons. Lineage: Eukaryota; Metazoa; Arthropoda; Insecta; Diptera; Psychodidae. Gene Ontology annotation, molecular function: nucleic acid binding.
GUUUGUUUACAUUUUUUGUACAUAUAGUUGUUCUACAGUUGUGGUAAAAACUUUUAGGACAAAAGAUGUCUUCAGAUGAAGAGGAUUACAUGUCCGAUAAAUUCCUAGAAAAGAAUCUGCCAAAUAUUCGUCCGGGAUUAAUCAAAAACAGAGAGCGUCAGCGAGAAGUAGAAGUUCAAGCAAAGAAAGCGAAAAUCGACGAGGAGACGAGGAACAGGAACAAACCCAAACAAGUUAUGGAAAAAGAGCGCCUCCAGGAAGGCCUAAGCAGCGCUAUAAGUAGUGAUAACAAAGGAUUCGCCCUUCUAGCAAAGAUGGGUUAUAAGCAGGGGCAAGCUAUUGGGAAGACUGGAAAUCAGGGCAUUGUUGAACCAAUUGGGAUAACCGUCAAAUCUGGCCGUGGUGGAUUAGGAAGAGAAGCUGCGUUGAAACAACUAGAGGAAAGAAAAAGAGAAAUUCUUCGACAGAGGCUCCUGGCAAAAGGAGAUACUGAACCCACCUCCGCUGAGGAGUUUAGAAAUAGAAUGUUUCGAAAAGCGGAGAAUCGACAAAUUGAGGCAGAUUUGGGGAAAUGUCAACGCACAUGUGAGAGACUUGAUCUUUCAUUGGAAAUUACAGAACCAGAAAUGGAGUGGUUCUGGCCGCCAAAACCUAAGGAAAAAGAGGAAACCGAAGAAGAUGAGAAUGAUGAAGAAUCAGAAGAAGAUGAAGAGGAAGAUUUUGAACCUGCAGAGAAGUUGGAGAUGCUUACAAACUACGUAAGAUCUAUGCAUCUUUAUUGCCACUGGUGCGGUGUGAAGUAUAACGAUGUGGAUGAUCUUGUAAACAGCUGUCCGGGAGUAACCAAAGAUGACCACUAAAUUUCAUCAGAGUCACCCAAAACGAUAAAUCCAAUCUCAAAAAUGCUACAAACCAAAAGUUACACCACGAUCACUCUCUUGCUGCACAACCCACGUGUUUAUUGCAUCAAAUGAUCUACAUUACUUCAGACAGAACGUCCCAUUUCUAAUUAUUCAAUACGAUUGUCUGCAUAUGUGCCACAUAAAAUUAUAAUCACAAAAAUUCCAUUAUUCUCAUCUCUGAUUCAUUCAGACAACUGAACAGCAAUUGAAGGAAGAUGAGCGGCAGAGAAAAAAAUGGUCUACAUGCGAUAUCACAGACUAAGAUCUACUAUUAUCGAAAGUAGAGUAACACUGAAUAAAUCCGGUGAUGUCCAACGUUGCUGUAUAUAGCAGGAGAAGUACAUUUUCUGUGGCAAUUGUGGUAAAAUACAACAUGUUGAUCCAUACCAUAUGUCUUACAGGCUUUGUAAAAUUUUUAAUUUACACAGAAAAGUUCUUAAAAAAUAUAAAUAAAAAAUAAA